Messenger RNA from Brugia pahangi, 3762 nucleotides. Lineage: Eukaryota; Metazoa; Nematoda; Chromadorea; Rhabditida; Onchocercidae. The record is from the annotation of a GenBank genome assembly.
AUGAAGUCUUAUCAAUUACUAUUAUUGUCUAAUCAUAUUUUACGAAUAUUUUUUCUAUUCUCUGCACUAAUUAUAACAAUUAAUACAAAACAAACGGAAGAUAUUCAUCAUUCAUCUGUUGUUGAUUUUAAAAUUCAUAUUGAUAAGUUCAAAAAUCAAAAUUCAAAGAAUCAUGAUACUGGCAAUUAUCAUCAAUUAGUGAGUACAAUAGCAAAAAGUGGACUAUCAAAAAAAUUUGAAGAUUUAGUCACUGAUGAAGGCUUCAUUUUAACUGCACUUAAACAACAACAACGACAACGACAACAACGACAACGACAACAACAACAACAACAACAACAACAACAACAACGGCAACAACGACAACAACAAAACGAAAAUGAAAAAGGAGUAAAUAAUGAAGGAAACUCUGCUGUUGCUACUAUUACUGCUACUACUAUUAUUAUUGAAAGUGCAAAUAGCACUAUCACUGAUAAACAGAAUUUAUCAAUUGUUGGGACAAAUUUUAUAGAUUUCUCAUUAAUUGAUCCAACAAACAAUCCUGUAAAUAAGGAAAUUUCAUUAGCUAUUCAUUCAAUAUCAAAUAAUUCUAAUCUUUUCCAAUCAUUAAUUAAUCAAUCAACUCGUAAUGAUAACAAUGGUGAUAGUAGUAGUAGUAGUAGUAGUAGUAGUAGUAGUAGUAGAAGUAAUAGUAAAGAUAGUAGCAGCAAUAUUAAAUGGAAAUUUUUGAAUCAACGAAUGAUUAAUUUAAAUGAUGGCGACAGUAAUCAUCGAAGAAAACGUUGGGCAACAGAUGAUACAAGUGAUAAGGAUGAAAUGAAUAAGAUAUUUGAUACAUUAUCAUCAACAAAUUAUGAUUCACCAACAAGUGCUUCCGAUGAAAUGUUAACAUCAUCAGAUUAUCAUAUUCAUGAUAUUGGUGAUGAUGAUGAUGUUGAUAAAAGUGAUAACACUGAUGAUAGUCGAUUUCGAAUACCAGUGGAAAAUAUUGUUAUUAUGGGUAGUGAUGCAGAUGCAGAUGUAGAUGAUAGUAGUAGUAAUAAUAAUGAAAUGUUCAAAGGUACAACAUUUGAUGAGAUCGAAACAACGGAUAGUUAUGAGCAGAUGAAUUCCGUUGAAGAAACUGAAAAAGAUGAUGAAAAUAUGGAAAUGGGAAUUGUUCGAAUUGCACCGGAAAUAUUACCAAAAGAUAGUAUUGAAAAUUUAAUGGAACCAACGAUGCAUCAAUUUGGAUUGGAAGCAAAAACAGAUGAAAUGAUGCAAAUAAUUGACAAAGAAAUGGGAAAAAAAUUGGAAAAUUUAAAUGAAAUAAUGGAUGAAAAAUUACUAAAAAGUGAUAUAAUUGGAAGAAAAAAUCAUAUGGGAAAAGAAGAUGAAAUAGAUUGGGGAACAAUUCAAGAAAUGAGAAUUUCGGAUGAUCCUAAUGAUGCUGCAAUUGCAUGCGAUGAUGAAACUGAAGGUAGUGGUGUGCAAGAUGAAGAACUUCAAGAAUAUGAAAAGACGGGCAAGACAACAAUUGCAGUACCAGAGCAAUCUUCCAUGCAUACAUCAUCAGAUUAUCCACGUGUUAAACCAGAAAAGGGUGAAAAAGGUGAUAAAGGUGAUCGAGGUGAACCGGGACCACCAGGGGAACCUGGAACGUGUCCUAUCGAGUGUCAGCCAGGACGUGAUGGACGUGACGGCAUACCUGGAAUGCCAGGAGAAAUGGGACCAAUGGGACCAAUGGGACCACCUGGCCCAGCAGGACCACCUGGGCUAUCAACGCAGAUAGUACAAGAGGGACCACAAGGAGUUCAAACAGUAGCUGGUCCCACAGGACCACAAGGACCACCAGGACCAAUGGGACCAAGAGGACCACCAGGACCACGGGGUGUCGGAGAACCAGGAUUUCCAGGAGCUCCAGGAGUUCCAGGUCGUUGUGAAAGAUUACAUCCUGAAGAUAUCGAACGUAUCAUUAGCGAUCCUCGAAUUAAGGGUGAAAAAGGCGACUGUCUCCCAGGAAUACCAAUUCGCCAUCCAGGUGAAAGUAAAGAAUUACCUCCAUAUGAUUCUUACCAACGUCAUUAUGCCAUGAAAGGCGAAAGAGGUGAACGUGGUGAGAUAGGACGAAUGGGUCCAAUGGGUCCAAUUGGACACCCUGGACCACCUGGACCUCCUGGACCACCUGGACCUCCUGGACCUCCUGGAUCACCUGGACAUCCUGGACCGGCUGGACCACCAUUAGCUGCUUAUCCACAACCAACGCACAUUGCACCUGGAGGAGUUCAAGUAUAUCCAACUACAAUUGAAUUAUUUACUGCAUCACAUGGUAUGCCAAUAGGUUCGCUUACUUUUUGUAUAUCAAGUCAACAAUUAUAUAUACGUGUUAAUGGUGGCUUCAAAGAUAUUAAACUCGAAGGUUUUCAUCCAAUUAUGGAACGUCGUCCAACAGUUGAUGAAUCAUCAAAAUCUGAGGUACAAUAUCAAAUUCCUUUAAUGUCCAAUGAUGACUCAUUGAUACCAUCACAAGUAUCAUUAUCACAUCAUAGAAUAUCACCAAAAUUAAAUAUUCCCCAAAAAAAUCAACAAUUAAUUCCUGAUACAUAUGAUAAACAAUCAAGAACUGCUGAUAUCAUUCAUCGACCACAGAUAUUCGAUGCAUCACAAUCUAUCAAAUCUUAUCAGCAACAUCAUAAAUCAUUAUUAUCAUCAGAAAUCACUCCAUCAACAUUUUCCAAUCAACAAUCAUGGCAAACAUUUGAAUCAAAACAUCACUUAUCAUAUCCACGUACAGAAUAUCGACCACCAGCAGGUCAACUUUAUCCAAGGUAUCGUUUACCAUCCGGUUCAUCCGGAUCAUCAGGAUUAUCAGGAUUAUCACGAUUAUCAUCAAAUGAACGAUUACAUAAAUCUCAUCAUUUAUCGCAAAGAUUAGAUCACACUCCUUCAACACUACAAUCUUUUCCAUCAUCUCAACAUAUAUCAGUGCAACAUCAACGAAUAGAGCAUCAAAAUCCGUCAGUUAAACCGGAUUACCAUUCCGAACAUAUUGCAACAACAUUUAGUCCGGAAUGGUCUAAACAGCAAGCGACAAUUUCAUUAGCGGAUGAGCAAGAAGCUCAUCGCUCACGUUAUCCGGAUCAUGAACGAUUGCGUUAUCGUGAACGACCAGGACCGGAUCGAACGCAUUCCGCUCUGCUGCCGCAUAGUCUUCAAGCUAAAGAUCUUGUCCUUCAUCUCAUAGCAUUAAAUACACCAAUGAGUGGUAAUAUGCGUGGCGUACGUGGAGCUGACUUAGCAUGCUAUCAGCAAGCUCGACAAGCUAAUUUCCGUACUACUUUUCGAGCAUUCCUGUCAUCACAUGUUCAGGAUUUAAACAAAGUGGUACAUAGCGGUGAUCGCGAUACCCCGGUAGUAAAUCUUCGCGGUGAACGGUUGUUUGAUUCUUGGAGUGAUAUUUUCCAGCAAAGACAAAUGGCUGACUUACCCAUUUAUUCAUUCAAUCGUCGAAAUGUUUUUGCUGAUUCUAUAUGGCCUGAAAAACGUAUAUGGCAUGGUUCCGAUUUAUCCGGUAUGCGUAGUGAAUCCGGUUACUGUAGUGCAUGGAGAUCAGCGUCAACAACACAAGUAGGACGAGCAUCAUUCAUUGGACGUGGUUUACCGUUAUUACGUGAUAGUCGAGAUUCUGAAUGUUCACGUGAAUUAGUCGUACUUUGCAUUGAGAAUAUGAGUAAAUACAAUGCCGACAAACGUUUGGGUAAGAAGAGAGCAUAUUUUAGUGAAUAA